Aureobasidium vineae is the source of this 1497-nucleotide messenger RNA. The record is from the annotation of a GenBank genome assembly. NCBI's taxonomy places the organism in Eukaryota, Fungi, Ascomycota, Dothideomycetes, Dothideales, Saccotheciaceae.
AUGUCGACCAAUGCCACCAACACAACGAUCACCACCGAGACCUGUGGGUACUGGAUGGUCGAAGGAGCUAUUCCUGAGGCCGAUUCCGAAAUUUCGGGCAUAGGCGCGAUACUGGCCUUCCUUCUCAGCGCAUACUUCACAUUCGCGAUUGUACUGGUCUCAUAUCUACUGGGCUCCAUCGACAUAGGUCUCCUAAGACCAGUGGAUCUCUAUGUCCACCGACUCCCAUCACAGCGACGAACAAGCCCCUCCUGGCAUAAAGCACUGCAACAAUGCGUUCUGCUGCUCAGCGACCAACAGAUAGUCACCGGUAUCGCUAUCUGUAUCGCUGGUUUCAUUGGUCUACAUGGCCACAUCUCCGUUUACCACUUCCAGACAGUCAUCUCCCUAGCUUGGAUGUCAAGUUCGGUUCACCUCUCGGCUCUAACAAUGCUAGGAGAAUACUUUCGCAAGCGACCUGGUGUGCUAGGUUGGCGGAUCGUUGGUAUGCUGAUACUCUUCAUCCUCUUACUGGUGGCUUUGGUGCCCACUGCAUCUAAUCUCUGGGCUAUCUGGUACACAGCAGAAAGUGGAAGAGAUAAUGGAAGAACUAGCUGGGCUAUUCCAGCCAGGUGUUUCUUCUUCAAGACUUGGGGCGAGGGAGUCAAUCCCGACGCACCUCUGGCGUAUCUGAUCUUGAUCCUGUCCUAUCUCUGGAAGAUUGGUGCAUUGUUCAAAAGCUCCAGAAACGUGUUUCAUCGUCGAAUCAGAGGACCUUACGAAUACUUGCUAGAGCGCAUCCUACAUACCGAAGCGCUCAAAGCCUCCAAUCGCCGCGAAAAGCGAAAGUCUCUGUCGUGGACAUAUCAUGCUACCAUGAUGGUCUAUAUCAUCCUCCUGGCAUUGUUCGAGUUCAGCGCAUCUUUCGCCGCAUCACUAUGGCUAUCCUAUGUUGGACUUGUCUAUGGAACCAUUCAACUCGUCAUACCACGUCAGCAGAAUGCUUGGUGGAACAACAAAGAGAACUCAUGGACAUUUGGCCAGAUUGUACCGCUUGUGCUGCUUAUCCAACCACUUGGCGCCAUUCUUGAGAACUACAAGCCGCGCAAACACAGGAACAGGAGCGAUCGUGACUCGCUAUCCAGCGAAGAAGCGUACGAGCUUGGUUCCGGGGCACAUUCUACUAUGCUGUCUCAUCGAAAUUCCUCGGACGAGUUUCAACCUAGCUUCUCAGAAAAGUUUGCUGCGCUGGAAGUCCUCAGACCAUCUCAACGCUCGGUCGAGGUGCUAGACCAUCAGAUGCCAUUUUACAACUCGAUCCUGUUUGCCACGAUCAUUGUCUGGAUCCAGAUCAGUAUUGCGGUCAUCUCCUCCAUAGUAUUCUGGAUUGACGCUGACAGUAUCGGUUAUAUCACAAGUCACAACUACUUCUUCGUCUUGGCAGGAGUUGGAUGUUCUAUCGGUGUUCUGAUUCUGUGGACUGUGGCCUCUAUACCUUUUAGUCGGGUGUUCAAAUGA